GUUAAUUUUCCUCCCGGUUGGAGAAGUGUCGUUAGAGUGCUGUUGUGCUGGAGCCUGUUUGAGAAAAAAAAUGCUGAAAAAUUAACGCGAACCAAGAAGAACAAAGAGGCACUCGGAGAAAACUCAUCUGGAAUUACAUCAAUUUCUGCUGCCUUCGCUUCGUUCCUUGUGACCGCUGAUCCGAUUUCCGCGCGUCUAGCUUUAGUCCUUCCGGUGCUUUAACUUUUCGGGAAGCGAAAGUAUAACAGUGCUGAGUGAGGAAACAGAAUAAAAGCAUCCAGAAGCAAGCUCCGCGAGUGUAUCGGUGAUUGUGUUUGUGGGUUUGUGUGUAUUUUCUUUUACAGGUAAACAAGAGUCUCGAACGAAGCAGCGAAAGAGGAUUUUACUGAAGUGUGUUUGUCAUAAUGAUCAGUAUCUGGUACAACAACAAUGAACUAAGCCGUGAUUGGAUCCGCAUAGCUGGACGAUAGUACCCGUUAUACCCUAGCAAAGGGUUUCGUCCAAAAGUCAGACAUCCAACCGAACCAACAACCAGUGCUCAAUUGAACUCACAGCAGCAGCAGCAGCGCCGUCUCAGCCAGCAGCUAAAGUCUCCACACCAGCAGCAGCAGCAAUCCCUAUCCGUCAGCCAUCAACAGCAUCAGCAAUCCCAAUCAGCGCAGCUCACUUCCGCCUCAACCUCUCACACCGGAAACCACCAUAGCAACGCCCCCUCCACAUCUUAUUCGUCAUCAUCCGCCGCAGCAAACGCAGCAAGCCGAUUUUCUUCCGAGAGCAGCACAAAGGUUAUGGGCAGACACGAAAUGAAGCGCGGAAUAUCACAAAGAUCAUCGGAUGCUGGAGUUUCAGAUUCCCCAAAGCAUUACGGUUCAGCAUCGUCCAAUUUGGUUGGAAAAUUCACCCAGAGCGUUCGGAGGAUUGUGCAGGAUGUCAAGGACGAAGGAUCGCCUAGUGGUAUGAGCCGCGAGGAGCUGAUCGAAACCAACGAGCGAUUGCGAGCGGUUCGAGUGCGCCUGGAGGAAUCAUACGACACAGCGAAAAAGGCACUGGUCACCCUGAUGAACAAGUACGGAGAUUCCAAGAGCCAGCGGAAUGUGUUCAACCGAUAUCCGAUGCUGAAACUGAUGAUUAAGGACGUCAUCCGGCUGGAAACCCAAUACUGGACGCUGGUGGAAAUUCCCAAACAAGAAAAGCUAGAAACCGUGCCCGCCUUCGUGCUGCGCGCCUGCAGCAUCAUGGAAAAAGCGCAAAAGUCCGGCGAUGGUGUCAAAUCGUCGGCCAAGCUGGCGGAGGAGGCAGCCGAGAAGCGGGAACGGAUCGAGCGGCUUGAAAUGAUGACGACGGCACAGAUUGAGCAGGAAAACACCCAGAUGAUCAAUGAUUUGUAUCGCCUGUUAAAAAAGUACAGCGGCUUGAGAAAUCUAAUCCGUGAAUUGAAGGCAGAGUAUGGCAAUUCCAAAAUCUACCCAAUCUUUCCCCGGUACACGAUGCUGAAGGACAUGAUCAAAGAUAUUAUGCACGACCCAGACUACAUGGAGGUUUGCCACGAGCGUACAUGAAGUCGAAGUUGUCCUUUACGCUCUCGAGCCCUUCUAAUCAAGCGAUGGUAUAUAGUAGGCUGUGAAAAAAUACUCCAUCUUCAGUUGCUUCAUCAUUGCUAAAACCAAAGUUUUCAUAAAUUCAAAAGAGUGGUACACUGAAGUUAUGAACCGUUUCCUAUUGGAUGGAAGGCAAAGAGGUUAUAUUACUUUACUAGAAAAAAAAAACUGAACAAACGCACGAUAUGAUUCACUACUGUUAAUUCAUCAAGAAACAACCUUUACACGCUUUACUUAUUUUAUGCCAAAUGCGAUGACUAAUCACACAGAAAAAACCAUCCCACCCCAUCAAAUACUAUCUUAAUCUAUAAUAUGUAAUAAAUAAAUUGAACUUAAAAUCAAGAUAAUGAAUCAUCGCGAAGACAACAAAAAUGAAACAUCCCACCUUUCGAUGUGACGCGUUAUAAGCAAAUAUAAGGGAGUAAUAUUUACACACACAUCAAAAACUCGAAAAUCAAGAAAGAAAACAAGCGUAUAUUAAUUUUUUUCGAUCUAUAUAUAUUUUUUCUACACUUCAGGAAAAUGAAAUACAAAAUGGAAACAAAAGAAAUACAAACCAAAAUACUCUGCAAAAAUUUUCUUGCUGGACAACAAACUAUAACAAAUCAUGAAUCUCAAAGCAUUCAUUCAUCAUACAAUAUCAUAUGCAAACACAAAUUAAAAAUGACCAAUAUUAGCUACGACUAGACAAGUGAGUCAAGAUGACAGUAAGGAACAAAAUCAAUAGCAGAACAAAUUCAUACAAUGAUUAAUGUAGUAGAGUCGGUACGUAUAUUUGGAAAAAAGCUUUUCGUGUUUAUCAGGAUAGCAAUGCAGCCGCUAAUAAAACCGAUACAAGAAAAGCAAAACUUAUCACAUAGGUACAGUAGGCAAGGCGCGUACAUAUGUCGUCACAGCAACGGGUCAACAAUAGAAAUUGUAUUUGUUGAAUUAUUUCCAAACCCAUUCCCCUUUCAUGAGACGAUUGUUUGAGUUGCUAUCACCCUACACCCUUCCGGGAAGUGGAGAAGAAUCUACAAAUAUCAUACAAAUAUUCAAUAAAUUACAAUAGAAAAUAUUUCGGGAAGGGCACGUGUUAAACUUUAAAAACAAAGUAGUUAGUGAUACAUAAUCUUAUUAAAUCAAGUGUCGAAACAAAUUUACAUCUACACUGAAAUCGCAUUACACGUGACAACAUCGGGGACAGAUUAUUGAAACUUUAAAUACAUUGAGUUGAGCAAUCUUGUACAAUUUUUGCCUCUUGUUUAGUAGCAUUAUAGUAAUAAGUAAUCAACAAGUACAGACAAGACAGACGCCCAUAUAUACACAAUCACGAACACUCAAAAACGGAUCACUCCAAGCGCAACUAUGUAUAUCAACGUCAAAUAUCCAAAACCUUUUCCGAGCGGAAACACAAACAAACGUAAAUUAGUUAAAACCCUCUUCGUAGAUUGAGGCGGUUAUUUCCUCCUACAGAUGGCCAAUAAUGUAGUGUCAUGAUGUGUAUUGGAAAGUAAUGGUGUUGCAUCUUUCGAAAAACAAAUGGCCACAACCGGAGUAGACGGUAGUAGAUAACUAAAUCGAUGAAGAAUGCCAAUAAAUUGUAUUGUAGAUUAGAAUAACAUGCAAAAAUGAAUGAGAAAAGGAAGAACUCAAAGCUACUUUAGUAUCUCGUAGUAGGAAAAAAAACAAGCAUUAAAAUCGGAGAAGCCGUUUGAUUUCUUAUCGAAUUGUCGAACCAAAAAUUUAGCGUUACAUGAGAUACAUACAUUGUUAAAUACGUUUAUUGGAGUUUAUAUUUUGCAAAUAGGAAUAAAAAAUAACCGAUAAUAAGAAAUAACCACUGCUUGUCGCCGGCGUUAGCCAGAAGAUAGGGAAACACAGCUUCAAUUUGUCCAGAUUGAACGAACCGGUGUGUGUUGAAAUACUUCCUUUUGGACAACUUGAAGGCACUGCUGCCCUAUGUUUAGAUUUCAUUGAAAGUAUUGAACCAAUUGAUGUUCAAAGUUUAUUGUUGCUCCCGUUUCAUUGAAUACAAUAGAGAUAAAAAAAAAGGUACAGAGAAAAUAGAUGCAGUUCAGCAAAUUGGUCACUGAAAAUUGCUUUUUAAACUUUCCCAAAAAAUCAACAGAAUUAUUUAUCAACGUUAGUCUUCAUUUCAGUGACCGGCGUGAACGUAAAAGUCCUCAAGCUGUUCAAAUAAGUUAGAUCUUUGUUCACCCAUGCACAAUUCAGUGUUCAUAUUUACCCCAUAUUUGUCAAGAUACCAUAGACCGCGGCGGGCCUGUGAUAUAGCUCAGUUGGCAAGUCAGUUGCUUCCUGAGACGACGUCCUCAGGUUCGAGCCCAAGGGUAUACAUCGAUCACAGUUGUACCGGAUAAGUUUUUCUUUCAAUGACUGUCCGCCAACUGCAUCGGUGAUAUAAGUCACGGAUGACUUAAAGAUGAUAAAACGACUAUAAUCGAAACAAAAAAAAAGACCGCGGGAUAAUUAUGAACAUUGGGAGUGUUUAAAUUUUAUUUAAAGUAAGAAAAAAAAACAUAAAAUGUAAAAUCAUUUGUUCAAAACUUGUGUAUAAUUUAAGCCGUUAGUAUUUAAAACUGAGUAGUAUUGUUCAUGAUUACCCCACUUAACCUUACUCAGAAUGGAUGCAGAUAUCAGUUAACCCAUGGCUAUUCUACCAAUAGACUGGAAAUAUUAAUUUAUUUAUUUUUUUUUUCACUGAUUCACUAGAGUUCUAUAAAUUUUAUCAUUUGUGUCGGAAAAAAAAUUAUGAGGAUGGAGAAACAACGUUGAAGUUCCAAUUGUGACCAGUUUGCUGAAAACAAAAUCAAAACUUGACAUAAUUAUAUAAAAUGAUUUGCUGUUCGAUCGCGCUUUUGAGGUUAACAGAAAGUAGACAGCAUUUUUUAUUCGUAGCUUUGCGAAAGAGAUCCUCAUUGAUUAGCAAUGCGUCACCCCAUAAAACUACACAAUAUGUAUCACUUAAUUUCUUAGGAAGAACCGAUGCCAAAAGACAAGCCGAAACUAGCAAAGCACGAGACAUAGCCCAGAUCGAUCCAGCACAUAGUGCCAGAGAUAUCAAGUGUAGUUGAUUGCAUUAAAUAGAUACUAGGUUGCAAAUGAACACAAACAAUAAUAGCCGUUUCCAGUAAUGUUUGAUUUUAGCUACAAUUUCAUAGAGAAUACUUAAACAUAUGAGUCAGUAAACUCCUAGGCCAUUGAAAAAAAUUAACAAAAAGGGGUAUCGUCGUGCGGGGGGGUGACUAUGGGUUAAAAUGAAAAAAAAAAUUGUUCUUGGUAUAUCUCUAUGAAUUUUGAAGAUAUCCAUUUCACAACAUUCAGUUAACAUAUGUUAACACAUUACAAAGUUCUUUUUCUGUCAAAUACAUACAUACUUAAUAAGGAACAGUGAUAUUUCUAAGAAUCUGUUGAAUAUACCAUAGGUUUUUCCUAUUUUUGAAACACUGUUCAAAAUGUGUUAAACGGGGGGAUUAUGUGUCAAGCAUCGGUUGUACGGAUUUACCAUGUUCAACAAACGGAUUUUUGAAUUAUAAAGCAAUUAUAUGUCUAUUGGUGAACUCCCAUUCCAAGCACUGCCUUUUCGAGCAUUGUCAGUGCACGUUCAUUCAUUUAAAAUGCACAUUUAGUGUGUUAAAGCAUAGAUCACGCAAAAUCUGGACGCAUUAAAAAGGUUCUAUCUCGGAGCUAUGUAAACGAAAUUAAAAAUGUUUUGUACUCAAAAUGCAGGGUUUUUAUUGCACUUUAAAGGAAAAAUAGUAAAAAAAUUAUUUCGAUGUUUUUUUUAUGAAAUUUUGAACUUUUCGUCGAGUACCACUCAUCUUAGUUUGAACACCCUAUUCGCUGACCUCAGUGGCCAUUUUGUUCCACAAUCUCUUCAUCUCUGUUGCAUCCCGAGUCGGCCUACCAUUCUUCUUGAUCUUCUGCUUGACAAUUGCCCAACAUUUUUCGAUAGGGCGAAAUUGAGGGCAGUUGGGUGGGUUGAUGUCCUUUUCGACAAAAUCCACCCGUUGGCCCGAUACCACUGUAGUACCUCUUUGCUGUAGUGGCAGCUUGCCAAAUCUGGCGAAAACUUUACUGGUCCUUUGUGAGAUCUAAUUUACGAAAAAAAAACGUUUUUCAGGCACUCCUCCUUGUACAUUUCGGAGUCCAUGGUCUUGUUUUUCACAAAAACCGGGGUUUUUCUUCCGCAGCUGCAAAUACCUUGCCAGAUCAAACACUUUCUUGCCAACUUAUCGGCAAAAACUAAUUUCAACUUGGCGAGGACAUCACCCCGACCAGUGGCUUUGUAAAAUUUUUGACCAGGAAGCCGCCCAAAAUCAGAUUUCACGAUUUCAGAUUUCCAGACCACGUCGGGUUAUUGACGUGGGUGUCCAAAAUUAAUUUUCGUAUAUUACGUAUAUAUUACGUAUAUAUUACGAAACGAAUCGUGAUGAAAUUUUCAGCACUGAUAGAAGAAACAUUUCCGAACAAAGGACUGUCAAAACAUUCCAGAUCCGACAACUAGGAGCGCUAUGGUAUAAUAAACAGUGCGUCCAGAUUUUCGAUGAUCCAUGUUUUAGUUAUACGUAUAAACAUUAUGUCCCAAACUUCCGAAUGGUAUAGAGUGCAAAAAAAGAUUGCGUGAUAUUUUACUCACCUUCUUUUGGUGUCGUUCGGAGUAUCAAUGCACGAAGUGGUAAAGCAUUUUUUGAGAUACAGCCGUGGUUUCUAUACCCAAACCUUCUCAUGAUCACGGUUAUUUGGCAACCGUCGCUCAGAUAUUUUACAAAAAAAAAGUUUUCCACUUGAAUUUAAAGCUAAUUUUAUCGUUUUGAUAACAUUCUUUAUGAUAGUAUUCUACUGCAACAACGUGGACUAAGAGUCAAUUUUCAUUUGACCUUAACUUUUUCAAAAAUCAAUAUCUUUCAACCGAAUUCUGCACACUUAUACACUCUUUUUUAUGCAAUUUAACUAACGGAAGUAGUUGGGAAAAUAAUUCAAAAACAUCAUUUUUUGACCCAUUUUCACCUCGCGCAACGGUAUUGGUAAGGGUUUAUACUUAAUUAAUCAAAGUAAAAAAAGUUUCAAAAUUCUUGAAUGAUUUAUAUUUUCUGACAAAAUAGUUUUGUUUCAACUUUUUUGAAAUUAUGUAUUUUAUUUUGAAUUAUUUAUAGUUAAGUGUUUAUUAAAACGAAAUCAUUCGUUUCAAUCAUAUCAAAUUGAAUGUUGAAAAUUAAUUGAAAAAUCAAAUAUAAGUUUGAACCUCCAGUUAAUCAUAAAUUAUUAGUUCUUUUUUGAUAAUUUGUCCGUUGAACAAACUAAAAAAUUCCUCAACAAAUGAAUUAUUCACCAUUUUAUAUAAAUCUCCGUUAAUUCAUCAAAAACUGACAUUCUUGAUUAUGCUGUUAUACUUUCAUAUCUAGAUUCUACAUAGAAGAAAUUAAAACUAGGUUUAGCUUACCAUUAAUGAAUUGUAUAGUUAUUUUUCAAGUGAAGAACAUAAAUGUACCAAUUUCGACAUAUCACGCAUGUAUCGUUUCCAAUUCUAAAAGUUACAUGGAUUAUAUUGGUUAGAUUAGCUAAUAAACUUACAGAAUGCAAUAAAUUAAGUAUUAAAUUGGGAAUAACGAACAGUCGCUCGAACUUAAAACGCCAAAAAUCAAAUAGUUUUAUUUUCGUUAACUAUGUGUGUGCUGGCCGCAUACGGUUUCAUUGCUCUGAUAAACAUUCAAAAAUAUGUGGUAUUAUUGAUAAAAAAAAACGAAAAUGCAUUCCUAUACACAGACAAACAGCAACCACAAAAAUAUAUUUUAUAACAAGAAAGUGAAGCUUUACCAUUGAAGCUCGCCGUCAUUUGCGGGAAGAAAGCUAUUGCUUGCAAGCAGGACGCCAACUGCAGUUGCAGGUCAUGGCAAACUAAUGCAGUUUGAUGCAGAUUAUUAAACGACUGGAGACAAUAUCUUAUUUAUGAUCGACCAAUCGAUAGAAUUGUCGAUGUACUUGCAAAUGACGUGCUCAUAAAGGCUAUCAAUCUGUCAAAUCUAUCAAACAUUCUAAAGCUAUUAAAUUAGAAUUAAUAUUUCAAUAACGGACAGCUUUUUCAGAAAAAUGAUUCAGCAAUAUGGUUAAAAUAAUCAAAUAUGUUCCAAGUUAUCGGAAUAAGUUCUUGUCGCUGUUUUUUACUGUUGAACCCAUUGAUUGCUCACUGAUUGAUGUUUGUUACUUGAUACCAGAAAUAAACGUUAAUUUUUCCUUGCCAAAACGCAAUUCGAUUCCUUUUUCUCUACAUGACAAUCUGUUAUGCUGAACGAAAACCAAACAGUUGAACUUAUCGUACGCUUUAUCAAGUGAACACUCGUAUUGAAAUAACUCCACUUGCAUUAGAGAUGUUGUACUCUUACACAAGCGCUAUAUCUUUAAACAAGAGCAAAACACGUCCUUAAAAACCAAAUGCUUAUGUGUCUAGAAUAACCACCCAAACAAAAAAAAACAAACUCAAGCGGAAUAUCCUUAACGUAAAACAACAAACUUAUCAAUUAAUCCCAUCAAACCAACGACAAAACUAGAAACAUCUUGUAAAACAAAGCUUUACCUACAAAUCAUUGUCAACAAACCGUAAAACCAACCUACUUGGGAGAAGCAAUCAAAAAAGAACCUAUGUAAACAACUUCUAUUGGGUAAUCAAAACUAACAAAUAAAGAAAAAACAAAAAUGUGGUGAAACUCGGAUUCUGAAGCCAAUUAUUCGAAAUUAACUUCUGUUGCAUUAUCUAUUUUCCAUUCAUUACACUCACAAGUUUUUUUAAGUUAUAUUUUUUUGUGGUAAUUGUGACUGUAGUGUCGCGCAACUCGCUCUGCGUCCCUUCCAGAUUGAUCAACACAUACCAAUGGUAAAUUUCUUGACGACUCUACCGGAACACAUGUACCCGGCUUUUGUGUGUCCACAUUCUGCUUCUCCACGUUAAUCUUUUCUAGGUGUGCUGAGCUUCUUGACUAUCUCUUGCCGGUAACUGUAGACUCAAUGAAGGUAUCGGUUCCUUCCUUGUUCCGAUCAAUGAACUCUUCAUUUUCAAACUCAGUAUGUAGUUCGUUGUUCUUUCUAAUCUUCUCAACUAGCACAUGAUCGUCAACUUCAAUAGCACUGUCCUUGGCUCUUCGUUCUAGAUCGGCAUAUUCUUUUGGAGGGUAGUAUUCAUUCUGCGACCGAACUUCAGCUCAUUGUGCGAUUUUUUUUUAAUUUACAAGAAGUUUUAUUAAGGCAUUUAACUCAUAAAGUUUUUUUUUGUGCCAAGUAUUCACAAGAGGGGCGCCAUAAUCGUCGCGGCUACUCAACUGUUAAUUAAUUUAACUAGAGGGAAGGAAGAAGGAUUGUGUAGGGUCGCUCCCGAGAACAGAUUUCCGUCUAUGGUCGGUAGUGGCUUCCUGUAGCGUGGUUUCGUAAGCUACCGCAGGUAUUGUGGUCCUGGCCAGCCUUCUUUCCGGUGUUAUCGAACCGGUCGGACGAGAGGUUGCUCUAAUGAGUAGACGAAAAGAGCAUUAGAUUUAUAGUAAAGACAGAGAGGGACAGGGACAGGACUAAACGACCAAGUCAGACAUUUUAAGAUAUUUGUAUAUAGGGUACAAAUAUUCAAGAUCUAAGUUUGCCAAGAUGUCUCGAAUUGGAACAUCAGGUAGUUUACUUCGAGCCCUAAGGGUAUCCAGUAGCCAAGCCCUCGAUCGAUCCAGUAGUCAAGCCCUCGAUCGAUCAAACCGUUCACACGUCCACACAACAUAGUUGUGCGAUUUUGUCGCGAAUAGAAAUCAAUAUGUUAAUAAAUAUUGUCCCUCUGGCAGAGGCCCGAGAAAAUCUAGAGCAACUAUUUUCCACGGAUAUGGCGGUAACUGGCUUCGUUGCAUGGGCUCUGAGAGAUCUGGUGCCGACCUCUACAUCUGGACCUGGACCUCUGCAGCUUCAAACGUAUUUUUCAAAUGCCACGUCAAUUUUCGGCCACCAUACAUAGGAUCUCAUAACUUGUUUCAUCACAGAUUCCUGGAUGAUCUCCAUGUCCAGUAGUCAUUACCUUGACUCUUAGUAUAUGCGGUAUGAAAAUUCUGCCACCACGGUACUCCGUCAAUGUGACAUAGCUCUUGGACAAGUGGUUUGAUUCCAAUGAGAUUUUAUCAAUUGAAUUAUCUACCAAACAUUGUCUGACAUUCGAGAUUUCAGGGGCGAUUUGUGAAGCUUUACGGAUGUCCUUCCAGGACAGCGCCCUAGACUGAACAGCAGUAUUAGCAAUCAUGUGCACAAACAUUUCCUUAGUACUAUCAAAAGCUUUCGCAUCAAGGACUGAAAGAUGUGACAAGGCGUCCGCUGUGUUGUGUACCCCAGCAAUAUGUCGUACCUUGUAGUCGAAGGCUUUGCAGACGCAACACCCAACGUUCAAUGCGUGCAUAAGUUUUCGAACGCGAAUAGAAUAAAAAUUCUAACGCUUUGCUGUCUCAUAAUAUUUUGACCCUUUUGCCGAGUAAAUAGAACUGGAGGCGUUCAAUGCUCCAAACUAUCGUCAUUCUUUCGGUCUCUGUCAAUGACUUUGAGACGAAACUAAUGAUGAGAGUUAUUAAGUAAACACUAGCGACACCAUGUCCUCCAUAGAAAAGUUAGGCCAUAACAAAGAAAACGUUCAGUAAACACAUGUGAAACAUAACUAGUUCAAAUUUUUACAAUUAUAGAUUAAGCUGAUGAUUAAGCUUAUUACAAAUAUAGUAAUGAAACCAAUAUACCUCACUCUUCAAAAAACAAGGCGACACAUCACACGUAUAAGCUUCGACGAUCUGAACUACUUCUGGCGGAUUUCUGACUUGUAGGUGGUGCUGUUGUCGCUAGGGGUGGUGUUGAUGGUACUAUCAGUGACAUCAGUAGGAACUUUCGUCAGUAGGUGGUGCUGACAUGCGUGUCCUCGAUGAGAUGUAUGGAGAAGGCUGACAGUGAGGUAUAUUUGUUUUACUAUAUUUGCUUAUUACUAAGUUCAUUGCUCAGAAUUCUUUAAGGUCAUUAUUUUCAUCUGGAAAAUCUAUUUUGAAUUGUUUUAUUUUGAAUUGUAUUUUGAAUGUAUUGUCUUCUUUUAAUUUUCACAAGUUCGUGUAGGUCAACAUAUGGGAAUUCUACCAUGUCGCAUAAUCAGCCAUAUGUACUGAUAAAACUUUGAAUGUCGCGCAGUACUCAUACCUUUCUAAUGGUUGAUCAAACUUAUUGAACUCGAAAAUCUUAAAGCAGAUAUAACUGUAAGAACAGUUUGAAACUUCACCACUACUAUCAGAAACGACAGUAAACAAUCACUUAAAAGGACAAAUGUCAAGUUGAUCCAUAAAUACCCAGUAAAUGCACCCCCAAAAAAAUCAAUAAAAUAAGAACUGAUCAAUUCAUCCAAAAGUAUAGCGCAGCUCAUGCUAAGGUAAAUUACUUUUGAUGACCUAACAUGAUGGUUUUGGUCACUGUUAUGUCCAGAGCACACUCUCUCACCUUUGAAUCUUCAAAAUCAAAACUUUAUUCACAAUGAACAACAGCACAAAAAGGGAAAAUUGCAAUGUACAAAGGACGCAAAAAAAAAACAAAAAAAUUAACACUAAAACCCUGGAAAGCAAAAGCGAGCUAACAAAAAAUUAGCAUGAUCAACUUAAUGCCAUCUUUGAUUUGGCAUUUUUGGAAGAGUAGCACCCAUGCAAGCAAAUAAACCAGACGCUGGAUGCAGAACACUGAUCACACAAACACUUGCGAAGCGAUUGCUGCUCCUAUUCACGCACACUCACUGAGGAAAACACAAACAAACACAAAUACACUACAAACUAAAAGUUAAGCAUAAUGAAUCAAAAAACAUUGUGUAAGUGUAACGCUAAACGUAUUUUUGAUUAUUAUUUAUAUGAAAGUGGAAAUAUAAGUUAUUUACAAAUUGUGAAAUGAAA
Messenger RNA from Uranotaenia lowii, 11518 nucleotides. RefSeq lists its product as uncharacterized. The record is from RefSeq and is a predicted model, not a curated record. Bases 789 to 1559 code for a protein of 256 amino acids. The transcript has 9 exons. NCBI's taxonomy places the organism in Eukaryota, Metazoa, Arthropoda, Insecta, Diptera, Culicidae.